UUUUGGAGUUUAUUUAUACCUUAUGUCAGCAUUCGCCACGUCAUUACGUUUUUAUAAACGGAACAAGAUUUUGCUAUUAAUUUUAUGCAAAAAUAACAUUAACGUUUUAACAUAAUGAAUUUGCAAUACACUAAAGUCGGCAAACCUAUAAGAGUUAUGGUAGUAAAUCCACUUCUACCAACGUCGCAAUUGCUUAUUACAAAACUCUUGUCUGGAAUCAUUUUUGGUAUGAAUGAUUUCAUUGACUUGAUACUGCUAGUUUAUUCUAAUGAAAUGCGGAUUGCAAACGAAUACGUGCAAGAGCUAACGAGUUGUGGUUUUCCCUGUUUUAAUACAAUUAAAGCGACAUCAGAUUUACCACAUAUUUACGAUGCCGACUUGUUCUGCAUCAUGACAAACUUUGCCAACCCCAACGCUUUCGAUUUUUACAAAGAUUCUGAUGAACAAUUUGACACUCUCUAUUUAAUUUUGAAAAUAGCCCUAAGUUUAGGAAAACCUUUGACGGGUGUAGCUUUACAAGAAGUAUGCAAGAAAAAGGAGGAAGAAUCUCACCUACACCCCGUUGUCGUCUGCGAUGGAUUUGUAGUUAUGGAUGUAUUACAUAGUUUUUCUGAGAAUGUCCCCUCAGAAGUAUUUUAUUGCGCUACGCCUCUUAGAUCUAUCGCAAAGACUAUUUUGAGUGAUUAUCUUAAGGUACAAUGUCGUGAUAUUAAUGACGCGUAUGUGUGGGCUGUGAACGACGUAGACUUUCAUGUGGAAAUUGCAACACCCUACUUGAUCUACGAUAAUGUAAGCAGAGAAGAUGUCUGCGAUUGGGAUGCUAUGGGCAAAGAAGUUUUGGACAAACUUAAAUUAGACCAUGUGCAAUUCAAUGCAUCUUGGAUGAAGCGAGAAUUUAUCGAGAAGGUCGCCUCCACUUCAAGGGAGAAUCCUUAUGGCUGCAUUUAUAGAGCGGCAGAAGUAUCUAAAACAAUUCGUUAUAUUUUUCAAUCACGUUCAGACCGGGGUGAAGAGGACGAUUUGGUUACUAGUUUGGGAAUUAUUAGCGACGGUUCACUUGGAACUAUUAAAGGGUUACCUUAUAUAUUACCACUGCUCAUCCGCGACCAACAAUGGACCGUUAAUAAACGCUAUGAAGAGUCCAGUCAUUUGAGAAGCGAGAUAAAGAGAAUUAAUCUGAUAGCGAAAGAGCAUCAUGCACAGCUCCACCAGUACUGCAAGAAGUUUUUGGAUGAGAACAUAACCAAGCACGUUUUCAUUCCGGACGUACAAGACAGUGAAAGCGAGGACUCGUUUUGCUACAUGGGUAUUAGUACUCGAACCAGCGAUUCAUGAAAUGGUACGUAUAGUGUUGUUAGCUUUUUGAUUAAUUUACUGUUACUAAUAGUUAAAAUAAAUUUUAUUGAUGUUAACUCUU
This is a messenger RNA of Trichoplusia ni (cabbage looper), 1417 nucleotides long. Its product is annotated as malate dehydrogenase, cytoplasmic-like. Gene Ontology annotation, biological process: oxaloacetate metabolic process; malate metabolic process; tricarboxylic acid cycle. The transcript has 6 exons. The record is from RefSeq and is a predicted model, not a curated record. Gene Ontology annotation, molecular function: L-malate dehydrogenase (NAD+) activity. NCBI's taxonomy places the organism in Eukaryota, Metazoa, Arthropoda, Insecta, Lepidoptera, Noctuidae. The coding region runs from base 115 to 1335 and encodes 406 amino acids.